CAAACUUUUGAUGAUUUGGUUAAAGAAUAUAUUGAAAGUUUGGCACCAAAUAAAAGAGAAAAGGUAUUAAUCGACCAAGAAAAAUUACAAAGAAUUAAGAAAGUCCUUCUUGAUUCUAUGAAUACCACCCAAUAUAUAUCUGCUUUUUAUUAUUGGGUUAAAAAAAAAUUUAAAUUGCAACAAAAUGGCGAUUCUUAUAUUGUACUUCACAUCCAAAUACAAAAUAAAAAAAAUAAUGAAAAGGUUAAAAUUGAGCUUCCCAUGCUAGCUGUAGAAAACAUGUAUAAAGAAUUUUGCAAGAUACAUGCAACCAUUAUCCAGCAUAGUAGUCAAAAAGAAACAUGGAAUCAAGCCACUUUUAAUUCUUCAAUUAUUAAUGAAAGAUCAAAACAUUCUGCUAGUCAAGGUUUAGUUGAGCAGGCAAAUAGAAUUCUUGAAACAAAGUUGGGAAAGUGGAUGAAAGACAAUAAGUAUCAGAAUUGGUCGUUUGGGUUGAGAUUUGUAAUUUACAUAAUGAAUAGCUUAAUUUGUAAAGCACAUAAUAAGAAACCUUAUGAGCUUGUAUUUGGUGAAACUCUAUAUG
This is a messenger RNA of Racocetra persica, 583 nucleotides long. NCBI's taxonomy places the organism in Eukaryota, Fungi, Glomeromycota, Glomeromycetes, Diversisporales, Gigasporaceae. The record is from the annotation of a GenBank genome assembly.